AUGGCGCCACCUAACGAGCCGAAGCCCACGCCCAACACGGCAUCGUCAUCGGCGUCGCCGUGCCUCUUCUCGCUGCGGGACGGCGAGCUCACCGUCGGCGGCGGUGGCAACGACGGCAGCAAGGCCGCCGCCGCGCUCCUCACGGGCGUGCCGGGGAACGUCACGCUCACCCCGUUCGCCGAGGCCUUCGACCCGACCACCAAGGCGGCGUCGGACGCGCCGGAGGAGCUGGCAAGGCAGGCCGCGUCGAACGCGCACCGCGGCGCGUUCCUGGGCUUCGCGCUGCCCGCGGCGGCGAGCCGCGCGCCGUGCAGCGUGGGGCGCCUGCCCGGCCCGCGGCGGUUCCUCAGCGUGUUCCGGUUCAAGACGUGCUGGAGCACGGCGUGGGCGGGGCGGCGCGGCCGGGACAGCCAGAUGGAGACGCAGUGGGUGCUCCUCGAGGUGCAAGAGCUCGCCGGCGCCGCCGGCGCGGGGUACGUGUUCGUUCUCCCACUCGUGCAGGGGAGCUUCCGGUCGGCCAUCUUCCCUGAGGAGGACGACGGCGUCGUCAUCUGCGCCGAGAGCGGGUCUGCCUCCGUGACGGCCACGGACUUCCACCGCAUCGCCUACGUGCACGCCGGCGACGACCCCUACAGGGUCAUGCAGGAAGCCUGA
Molecule: messenger RNA, 654 nt
Organism: Miscanthus lutarioriparius
Lineage: Eukaryota; Viridiplantae; Streptophyta; Magnoliopsida; Poales; Poaceae
Source: the annotation of a GenBank genome assembly